AUGUUAUGUGAAGUUUUGCAUAUUUUUCAGGAACAGGUAAUAGAGAGGUUAUUGAAGUUUCAAGAUGUUAUUGUGCAAGCACCAACUGGUUCCGGAAAAACUCUCGCAUAUAUUUUACCACUGUUUACUAUUUUAUGGAAAAAAAAAAAGGUUUGGCCGGAAAAUGAAAUAGGCGCAGUGGUGAUUGUUCCAAGCCGAGAAUUAGCAAAACAAGUUGGCGCAAUUUGUAAAUUGUUUGCGGAUGCACUAUCCUUCAGUAUGCGUGUGAUGAUUGGUGGAAAAAAAGGAAAAUCUAACUCAAAAGCAGACCAGUGUCUGAGCGCUGCAGUAAUAAUAGCUACUCCUGGAAGGUUACAGUCAUUGAUUUCGUCUAAUUCAGACUUUAAAAAAGCUUUAAAAGCUCUUGAAGUAUUGAUUAUUGAUGAAGCAGAUCGAUAUACAGACUCAAGUUUCAAAGCUGGUAUGACUGAAAUUCUGGAAUCCUUACCCAAACAGAGACGGACUGGUUUAUUCUCUGCAACACAGGCCAAAGAAAUGGAAGAAAUUGUGAAGUUUGGAUUAAGAAAUCCCACACAAAUUACAAUUACAAAUUGUGGUGCAAUGCUUGAUUCAGUUGAUUCAGUGGAGGCAAUAUCACCAAAUACGCUGAAUAACUUUUAUAUGGUAGUGAAAGCUGAUCAAAAAUUGCAUUUGCUGGUAGAAUUUGUCCGAACUCAUCCAAAAUCAAAAAUACUAAUUUUUUUCUCAACUUGUCAAUGUGUCGAAUACAUGCAGAUAGUACUGAAAGAACUCAUUCAAAAAAGACAAAUAUUUGCAUUGCAUGGAAAGAAAAGAAAGAAAGCAGAGAAUCAGUUGCAAAGUUUCCGAAAAAUUGGCAAAUCACUGAUGUUGUGUACAGAUGUACUUUCUAGAGGUAUCGAUGUUGACAAUAUUGAUUGGGUUGUGCAGUUUGAUGUACCAAAACAAACAAGCUGGUUUGUCCAUCGCGCUGGUCGGAGCGCAAGGUGUGGUAAAGUGGGGAAUAAUGUGUUGUUCCUUACACCAGAAGAAACGGCUUACAUCGAAUUUAUUGAGAAGUACGAGAAAGUUUCGCUGACUGAAAUGAAAGCUGAUCUAAAGGAAGAUGAUGAAGCGGAACAAAUAAGGCAGCAGAUCAUUAAGAUGGCUUCAAAAGAGAGAGAAAUCCUGGAAUGUGGUACUCGAGCAUUUAUGUCAUUCGUUGAAUCCUAUGUGCGUCACGAUUGCAACGUUGUGUGUUCAUCUAAGGACUUGGAUGUUGUUGGUUAUGGCCAUGCUUAUGGAUUGUUACGUCUCCCGCGCAUGAAAGAAUUUCAUCAUAGCGAUUUGAGUGAUUUUAAACGCUCUGAUUUAAAUACUUCAGAAAUACCGUAUAAAAAUGCAGAAAAGGAGAAGCGAAGGCAAGAAAAGUUACUGCUUCUGAAGACUGAAAAUAAAGAACUGAAAAAGGAAGGCAGACCUCAGAAAAAAAAAUUAGGUGCCAAACAAACCUCCCAGAAAAAUUCUGCGAAGAAGCGACGGCAUAGCGAAACCAAGGAGAACAUAGAUGAUUUCGGUUCAGAUUUCGCAUUACUGAAGAAAUUAAAAAAAGGAAGAUUGAAAAAGAAGGAAUACGAUGAACUAAUGGCGGAUAACUCCUACUGA
Messenger RNA from Brugia malayi, 1662 nucleotides. Its product is annotated as ATP-dependent RNA helicase ZK512.2 in chromosome III, putative. NCBI's taxonomy places the organism in Eukaryota, Metazoa, Nematoda, Chromadorea, Rhabditida, Onchocercidae. The transcript is spliced from 11 exons. Gene Ontology annotation, cellular component: nucleolus. Gene Ontology annotation, molecular function: nucleic acid binding; ATP binding. The record is from RefSeq and is a predicted model, not a curated record. Bases 1 to 1662 code for a protein of 553 amino acids.